AAUACACAGGGGACAACAGCAAAGGAAGAUGCCAUUCAGUACAAGCAGAGGGUCCCGGCAGUUACUCUCCAGAUGAGCAUUUGGACCAGUCGUGGAGCUUGAGAAGGAGAAGCUGAUGAAAUAUCUGGGAGAGGAAAAUGAUUGGGAAAUCUUACUUCCUGCUGUCACUGCUCCAAGCUGGACUGGCACAAAACUGGGAAGCCAAGACACCACGUGAGGUGACAGCACAGAAAGGUUCCUGUGCACAGAUUCCAUGUCAUUAUAGGUAUCCUUCAAAACUGGUAGACCAACAUCGAAAUGGAAUCUGGUUUAAUAACAAGAAAGAAGUCACAUCAUCAAUAGCCUUUCACUCCCAAGAUCACAGUCAAGAGGCACCACAUUUCCACCAUCGGACCCGACUGUUUGGACGCCUGAAAGAUGGAGACUGUUCUCUGAUUAUAAACAACAUCGGGUGGGAAGAUGCAGGACCUUAUUUUUUCAGAGUAGAAUUUGAGGGAGAGUAUAAAUUCAGCUACAGAAGCGUAACCCAGCUUCAUGUUUCCGAUUUCACAGAUAAACCCAUGAUAUCUCCGGUGGAAAUUAUUGCAGGGAAGCGUGUGAACCUGAGCUGCACCUUCAACACAACAUGCAAUGGAACAGCUCCUGCCUUAACCUGGGACACUCCCACUGCAGUACCCGGAUCAGUGUCAAACACUGUAACUCAGCGUGGUGUCACUCUGACCUAUACUUCUGUUCUGAGCCUGACACCAUCACUCAGACACCACGGACAAACUCUCACCUGCAGAGUGCGUUAUCCAACUGUUUCAUCAAAGCAGACCUUCGUACUGACAGUGCAAUAUCCACCACAGAAUCUCUCAAUUACCUCCAUUGAUGGGAUUAAAGAUUCAACAAUAAAUAUAAUGGAGGGGAAAGCUGUGGUGAUUAUCUGCUCUGUUGAGAGCUUCCCAGCUUCUAACCUGAUCUGGGGACAUCUUAAUGCCACAAUGAACAGAACAAGUUCCAACAAUGAGCUGUGGUUGAAGAUUUCUCACGUUACGUACAGGGAUUCGGGAGAUUAUCGGUGUGUGGCAAAGAAUGAACAUGGAACAGUAGAGGGCUCCAUAACCAUCACCGUGGAAUACCCACCACAGAAUCUUUCAAUUUCUUCCCUUGAUUGGAUUCAAGAUUCAUCAAUCAAUAUAAUUGAGGGGAAAGCUGCAGUAAUGAUCUGCUCUGUCAACAGCUUCCCAGCUUCUAAUCUGACAUGGAGACAUCUUAAUGCCACAAUGAACAGAACAAAUUCCGACAAUGUGCUGUGGUUGGAGAUUCCUCACGUUACAUACAGGGAGACUGGAGACUAUCAGUGUAUGGCAGAGAAUGACCAUGGAGCAGUGGAGGGCUCCAUAACUAUUGCUGUGCAAUAUCCCCCACGGCAGACUACAGUGUCCAUCAGUGGACCCUCAGGUGGGAUCAGAGAAGGACACAAUGUCACAUUAACCUGCUCCAGUGAAGGUGUCCCACCGAUAUCUCAUUACACUUGGUUCAGGAUUGAGGGAAACACCAGCGCCCGGUUAAACACAAGCAGCCGGAUUCUCUCCUUCACUCCAGUGACACGUGGGAAUGAUGCCAGUUUCUACUGUACAGUGACAAACCCAUUGGGUAACAGCAGCUCCGACACGAUCCACCUGAACGUGGAAUAUGGUCCGGAGAUUUCCCAGGAGUCAGAAUGUGCUCAGACGGCAGAGGGGAUCACCUGCGUCUGUGUGGCCAACUCAAACCCUCCUGGAGACCUCAUCUGGCACCUUCCCCAUGCCAUCAUCAACGGUAACCAAACACACAGAGGUUUUGUGUCACACCAGCUCAGGGAGGGGCAGCUGGUGAAGGGUUCACUGAUCCUGAUGGGACAUGAGGAUGAAGAAGAAGUUAGAGCGUCCUGCUUUGUUCAAAACCCGCAUGGGGCAGCCAUUUUCAAUGUGUAUCUUUGGGUCAAAGACAGAGACUCCAAUAAAUGGACAGUGGGACUGAUCAUGGCUGGAAUCCUGUUCAGUGUUUUCCUGGCUGGAAUUUUAAUCUUCCUCUAUGUGCAAAAGAGAAAGACAGCGACAGGGGAGGCAGUUUCAAACACCAGUGACCUUUCAUUGAUCUACAGUCGACUGUCUGAGAAACACCAGGAUCCACAGAACAUCGUGGUUACUGACUCUCAGAACACAACUAGGGAUACAGCUAGUGAAGGGGAGACACUAGCUCCCCAAGAUGUCUCCGAGUGGCCAGUGGGAGGAGAUGCUGCACACCACAAUAGAACUGAGGAUAUUCUCUAUGCCAACAUCAACUUCUCAAAGCUGCCCAGCAGUGAUGGGGUUGUGCACAGGGGUGAGAACACAGAAUAUGCACUGAUCAGAUUCCAGCCAAACUGAGAGAGAAACAGGGAGAGGGGUGUGAGGGUCAUGUGCAGCCAAUGUGGUUCAAUAAUA
Stegostoma tigrinum is the source of this 2450-nucleotide messenger RNA. Its product is annotated as sialic acid-binding Ig-like lectin 10. The transcript has 11 exons. Bases 138 to 2393 code for a protein of 751 amino acids. NCBI's taxonomy places the organism in Eukaryota, Metazoa, Chordata, Chondrichthyes, Orectolobiformes, Stegostomatidae. The record is from RefSeq and is a predicted model, not a curated record.